UCGUCGACCUCGGCCGCCGAUAAGAUAAUUGGCGCAUCCUGACAAUCGCCCUUCUGGCCGUUGUUCUGCAUCGCGGUUUUAAUUGAAAAUCAGGCUCGCACACGGAUUGGGUGUGUAUUUUUAGAAGCGAGGGAAGAAGAAAAGUGACAGGAUUGGUGACAGGCGACAGAAGGAAGAGAGUUUGUGACACGCACUGUCCGCACGGCGCCGUCCGACCCUGCCUUUUCUACCUACACAAAUGGCCGCAACCAUGCUUCGGCAGGUGAUGAAAGCGCCUGCUGCGACGCACCACUUCUCACCCCUGUUCUUUUACUCUCGUCGCUCCAUCAGCCAAACUCUGAUCGACAUUUCGCCACCUGUGAAGGAAGCCCUCUUCUACAAACACCCCGUAGUGGCCCUGGAAUCUGCCAUCAUCACCCAUGGCAUGCCCAUUCCUCACAAUCUUGAAACCGCCCUCAAACUGGAGGAGACCGUUUCUGCGGAGGGCGCCCUUCCGGCCACGAUCGCCUUCGUCAAGGGCAGAAUCAAGGUUGGCCUGACCAAGGAGGAGCUGGAGGUGUUGGCGCUCAAGAAAGAACCGGCCAUCAAAGUGUCUCGUCGAGACUUUCCGGCGGCCAUCAGUCGCAAAUUGAAUGGUGGGACAACGGUUGCGGGCACCAUGAUGGUGGCGAACGCGGUCGGAAUCAGGGUAUUCGCCACGGGAGGAAUCGGAGGUGUACACAGAGGGGUGGAGAACACCAUGGACGUCAGUGCAGACCUUGUCGAGCUGGGCAGGACUCCGGUGAUUGUGGUCUGCAGCGGUGCUAAGGCCAUUUUGGAUAUUCCUCGAACCCUGGAGUACCUGGAGACUCAGGGUGUUGGUGUCAUCACCAUCGGAAGGUCAGAUGACUUUCCCGCCUUUUACUGGGCCAAGAGUGGUUGCAAGUCACCAUACUCGGUGUCCUCUUACGUUGAAGCUGCCGACUUUGCGCGUGCUUGGGGAGAAAUUUACAAAGGAACAGGCUCAGGGUUGAUCUUUGCCGUUCCCGUUCCUGAAGAGUCGGCUGGAGACAGCGCCGCCAUGGAGGCAGCAAUCAAAAUUGCCGUCCAGGAUGCAGAAAAGCAAGGAGUGUCCGGCAAAGACCUGACGCCCUUUCUGCUGGGUGAGAUGAAUAAACUCACCUUAGGUGCUGCCCUUACCAUCAAUAAAGCACUUGUGGUGAACAACGCUAAGACUGCAGCCAGAAUCAGCGUCCAGUUGUCCAAUGUGAAUACUCAUGAAGGUGGCAGGAUUACGGUGGUUGGAGGGUGUGCAGUGGACAGGGUUGUCAGAGUCCAGAGUUCUCCAAUCACUCUGGACGGAGCAACCUGGCCAGGAGUUAUAAGUGAGUGUGCUGGAGGAGUGGGACGAAACCUCGCAGAAGCGAUUGGUCACCUCCAGAUAAGCCUUCAGCACAACUUUAAGCCUUUAUUUGUCUCAGCCAUGGGACAAGACAGAACAGGAGAGUUGAUUUUGGAGCAGACCUCCCAAUUUGUGGACACUUCUGGCGUUCGAAGGAUGAAAGGCCUCAGCUCUGCAGCCUACGAAGUUUUGCUGGACGCAAAAGGCGAGUGCAGACUUGUUGUUGGUGACGACGCUGUCUUGUCCAACGUAGACGUGGCUUGGAUCAAGAGGCAGCGUUUGCAGAACAGCAGGAUGGUCGUUCUGGACGCCAACGUUCCUGAGAAGAGCAUCGGCCAGAUUUUGGAAUCUUGCCAACAGACAAAGAUUCCCGUUUGGUUUGAACCGACAGACCCCAGAAGGGCGCAGGUGGUGGUCAAGUCGUCGCCUUUGUGGAAAACCCUGAGUUUCGCUUCACCCAACCUGAAGGAGCUUCGACAAAUGGUCAACGCUACAGGCGCUGCUGCUCCCGUUCUCGUCAAUCAAACUCUGGACAUUCAAGAAUGCGCCGAGCUGGCCAAGUUCUUGGUCGACCAGGGUGUGGCCAACCUGGUGAUCACCUUGGGACGCCACGGCUGCUUGGUUGUGAACCGGAACGAUGCGGAGCACCCGUUCCAGAGCUUCUACGAGCAGAAUGCUGACGUUCCAGUCACAGCUAAGUAUUACCCCAUCGACACUCCAAAUCUGGAGCCGGUGAGCGUUUCAGGCGCAGGAGACUGUUUCGCCGCCGCUCUGAUUGUGGCCGCCAGCGAGAAAUGGCCUGAGAAUGUGGCCGUCGCUUGGGCCAUGGAAGCGGCCAAUCUGUCCCUCCUGAGCUCAAAAACUGUGCCUGCCGAUUUGCAAAAGCUGAAAUUAACCAAAGAUAAAGCCAUGUUCCAAAAAGUAUUUUGAAGGCUGCAUUUUGCUUAAAUAUUUCUUUAAUUUUUUGUAGUUUAUUUUAAAAUUUUCUUCAAUAUCCCACCUCAAGACAUAUGAUAAUGGUCUAUUUUUUCAAUUCAUUCCAUAAUUAUGCAAAUAAGAAUUAUUUUACAGUUUUUUCUGGUGUUUAAAUAUAUAAUGCAAGAAUAAAUAUUUUAAUAUUCAAAUGAGAUAUGGUGUCAAUUUUUAAAAGACCUCACAACAAGAAAAUUACACGGACGAGGACGUUUAUUGUGCAAUAAAAAACGAUUAUGCGCCUAAUUUGGGCAAUUUGAAUGAAAAUCACCAUAAUAUUUAUUGUGCACGUGUGUGUGAGCUCUUUUGUUUUGGUACAUACUUCCUUGUUAAGGCCAAUAAUUUAGUGGCCCAAAAUGUUAUCAAUUUGCAAUGCAAAGGCACGCACUGUGCACAACGCAGGUGCCAAAAAGCAUACAUGAGUCAUUUCUCCAAGUCAAUGCUGGAAUAUUAAUUCGCUGCCCGCGAGAGUGACUCAUGUGUGUAACCUCUCAUCUAUACACCGCCAGAUCCGCAAACACACUUUUUAGUACUGCAAGCAAAACAGCCACUUACAAUAAUGAUAUGCGCGCGAGAGAUCACGUCAUUUUGAGAAAUUGCCUCCAAGUCUCUGCGCGCUAACUCUGAUUAAUAAUAUUUUUCUCCACGCUUGUUAUGCAGAUUGAUAGUAUUAUAUGGGCACCGCCGCCAUUUUGAAUCUGAUUUGCGAAUAUUGUGCGCGAAACCGCAAUUAAAUUAAAUACUUUACGGUGAUCUCAUGCUCGCGGUCGCACUACUAUGCUGCACUUCGCGCGCCACAGAAAGGAGAAUGUAAUUUUCUUUCCGAUCGAUUUUAUGCACCAUUAAUCAUCGCGAGCCGCAGCUGAAUUAGAGAGAGUCGCCGCGCGCGUUUAUUCGGUUUUUGUUUUUAAUACUUAUGGUGUGGUCGCUCGCUCUUGGGUACAUUUCUCAAAAACUUUCCCUGUCAGGUUCGAUUUUACUGGGCAGUCAAACAUAAACAACGAAAAUUGCUUUGGAAGUUAACACGAAUUUGUGACUCUGGUUAAUUAAAUUUAACGGUUUCUUAUUCAAACAAUCUUUUUUUUUUAAAUUCGCUAAUUAUUUACUUGUCAAAGUAAUAAAAAGUCCUUGAAAUUAAGAAAAUUUGAAUUUUAAAUACAAAAUUUUCAAUCAUUUAGUCAAAGAGAAAUUAUAAAGCUUUCAAUUAUCUAUACGCUCAACCCAUGCCACCCAGAAUUUUGUAAAUCAACGUUUUUAAAUUUAAAAUGAUCUCGUGUUACUUAUGUAAGAUUUACAGUAUCUUUUUCCUUCUUCCUAACGAAACUUUCCGUUCAAUGGGCUCCUUUGUAGAUUUGAAGACUAUGCAACCUGCGAAACAAAACUAAAGCUUCGAUUUUAUAUUUUUGCUAAUUUAUAUCUCAGAUAUGGAAAUAUUUGGCUGCAAUGCAAUUUUCUCGCGGAUGAAAAUUAAAUUUUUUAAUUAAAAAUGGCAAAAUUAAAUUUUCUUUGCUGUGCUUGGGUUGCUGGUUGCAUUUUAUAUUAUGCAUUAUAGGCCAUAUAGGCAUUAUUUUACUUAUAAACCUUAUAAACAAGGGGAAUUAUUGUUCCAAUAUUCUGUGCGUUUUUUAAAAAUUAAGUUUAUAUAAACAAAUCUUGAAUCAAUACCUGAAAAUUUUGCAUCAAUUUUGAUUAAUACCGUUUGUUGGAAACAAAAAUAUUUGUUGGACUCUUGAUUUUUGGGGUAUAAAACGUUUUUGCAGCAACUUCAUGUAAAUAAACAAUUUAAAUUGAAGUUUUCAAGUUAGAAUAAAAUCCAAAAGAUAUCUUGAGCUGUAGUGAAAAAAAAAAUAAUUUCGAGGAAAAAUCACUUGAAUUUAUUUUCCUCACAGGCAAUUAAAUUAUCUUUUAACUUGUAAGAUAAGUGCUUAGACCUAAUUGUUAAUAAAGAGCUCUCUUAUACAAUUAAGAUUACACGCACUGCAAUUUUAAUAAAACUCCUUUCACCAGAAAUUUCCAAGAUGAUUCAUAACGUGAAGUGUUUGAACAGAGAGUCGUCGGCAAAACUGCGCGGCGCUGUGAGUAAGAAGCUGCAGGAAAAUGAAUUAAAUGUGACAUCAGUCGUCUAUAUGUACGCUAUCUUAUCGGCGGCGCGCACGGCAGUAUAUUUUUAUGUGUUCUCUACGAUGGGCUUAUGGAUUUUAUGAUAGCAGCAGAAGAGUGAAAAAAUCAAACAUUGGUAUAAGCGAGAGAAAGAUGCAGUCGGAGUGAAUUUUUGCAGCUGAAACACUUCAGCUCGUAAAAGGGGUUUAUCGGGAUUUUAUAAACCAAGAUUUAUCAAUUGGACAAAUAUUGCAACACUCCAGCUUACAUAGGAAGAUGACAUCACCCUCGAUUUAACUUUUAUGAUAAAAGUAAAGUUUAUUUAUUUUAUAUAAAACGUGGUAUAUUUUUAAUUUUCAAAAAGCUGGGAAAUUGUUUUAAUAAAAAAUAUCAACAAAGGUUCUAACAUAUUUUAUUCAAAUAUA
Neocloeon triangulifer is the source of this 4878-nucleotide messenger RNA. RefSeq lists its product as uncharacterized. Gene Ontology annotation, molecular function: kinase activity; pseudouridylate synthase activity. The record is from RefSeq and is a predicted model, not a curated record. The transcript has 2 exons. NCBI's taxonomy places the organism in Eukaryota, Metazoa, Arthropoda, Insecta, Ephemeroptera, Baetidae. Bases 239 to 2311 code for a protein of 690 amino acids.